Molecule: messenger RNA, 1078 nt
Organism: Gadus macrocephalus (Pacific cod)
Lineage: Eukaryota; Metazoa; Chordata; Actinopteri; Gadiformes; Gadidae
Product: transcription factor 15-like
Exons: 2
Coding region: 183-719 (178 amino acids)
Biological process (GO): regulation of transcription by RNA polymerase II; developmental process
Molecular function (GO): protein dimerization activity; DNA-binding transcription factor activity, RNA polymerase II-specific; RNA polymerase II transcription regulatory region sequence-specific DNA binding
Source: RefSeq, a predicted model, not a curated record
UCCCAGCUGAGGGGCUACUGGUGCUGCUAUAAGAGGCUCCCAGAGAUGCAGAGCCGCAUACUGGACAGUCCCAUGUGUCAACAGAACGAUAGGAGGGGGGAGUUUUCUAUACUUUUUUUCUACUCGGCCUGCAUGCAGUUUUGCAACAACCGGAUUACAAACGAAACACAACCCAACCAAAAAUGGCUUUCACCAUGUUGAGGCCGGUGUCGACGCACGCCUUCUCUUACCACGCUGAUGUAAACGUGUUGUCGGACGAUGAGGACGAGGACCGCAGCGAGAGCGACGGCAGCAGCUCGGACCGGAGCUACGGCUGCUGCUCGGAGGAGACGGAGGCGCACCGCCGCGUGGCGCGCGCUCUGGGCGGUGGCGUGGUGGUGAAGCAGCGCAACGCGGCCAAUGCGCGGGAGCGCGACCGUACCCAGAAUGUCAACGGAGCGUUUACCGCGUUGCGGACUCUCAUCCCCACCGAGCCGGUGGACAGAAAGCUCUCCAAGAUCGAGACUCUGCGCUUGGCGUCUAGUUACAUCUCGCACCUGGCCAACGUGCUGCUGCUGGGGGACGGUGAGCCGUGUCUGAGCCAGGGAGGUGACGGUGGACGCAAACACCCCAGAGCCAUCUGCACCUUCUGUCUGAGCAACCAGCGGAAAAUGGUCAAAGACAGAAGAGACUGUGUGAAGAUGCACAGAGGCAACACACUACGACUGAGUCGGCGGUGAAGCCUGUUUUGGAAAACCCUUCUCCAGACCCUCCACCGUCACCCUGUCCUCUCGGACCACAGACCAUCCAUCCUGAUGGAAGGCGCUUCGAUCGUUGGCCUGAAAUUAACACAACCGAAAAACUGGGAUGAUUUUGGCAAUCAAAGAAUAUCUUUGCCGAGCCAAACAGACAGUGGGGGAAACCACAGAUUUUAAGGGACAUGAAAACCAAAACAUAGACUAUUCCCACAUAGAUUCUGUUGUGUUUUCUUCAACAGUGAUCGGUGUGAUCUAUUUCAAAAACAGAACUGCUGGUUGUUGCUUUAUUUUUUCAUUUAUUUUUAUUUUUCCUUUCAAAUAAAUAUAUUUUGAAUAUAAAA